This is a messenger RNA of Pungitius pungitius (ninespine stickleback), 4600 nucleotides long. RefSeq names its product leptin receptor (gene lepr). Gene Ontology annotation, biological process: cytokine-mediated signaling pathway. The record is from RefSeq and is a predicted model, not a curated record. NCBI's taxonomy places the organism in Eukaryota, Metazoa, Chordata, Actinopteri, Perciformes, Gasterosteidae. The transcript has 20 exons. Gene Ontology annotation, molecular function: cytokine receptor activity; protein binding. Gene Ontology annotation, cellular component: external side of plasma membrane. Bases 254 to 3643 code for a protein of 1129 amino acids.
GUGCGUGCGUGCGUGCGUGUGUGUGUUAAAGAGAGAGCUAAAGGGAGAGAGAGAUAGAUAUACAGUAUAUAUAAAGAGAUAGAGAACAACUCUGUGUGGGAACCGUCAUCCUCCUCGUUGUUUUUGGUCUCAGGCUCACACAUGGAGGGCGGACUUCGAUCUUUCCUCACCGGAGAUUUAAAAUCACGUGGAUGAACUUCGCGUCGGACAAACGAGAACCGGGACGCUAAAACAGGACAAACUACCUGGAACAAUGGUUCAGUCUGUGAUGUUGACUGUCGUGGUGCACAUCCUCCUGCUAUCCAGUGGUGCUCCGUGUUUGGAGCCCAAGGAGCAAGUGUCUCUCCCCUCCGGCGCCUUGGAGCUGCCGUGGCGGGACGAGCUUUGCUGUGACUCACCUUCAGCCCACCUGCCUGCAGAGGGUGACGUCACGCACGCGCCGGAGACAAAACGCUCCCACUCGAGCCUCCCACACAGUUCCCACUGCAGCUUCAGGGGCUCCGCGAACGAAUCAAAUGCUCAUGAGUCUUUUGGCGGCACCUGUUUGGACAUCCUGUGCAAGAUCGAGGAAAACUGGGAACAUCUAACAUGUCUCUUUCAACCAUUGAUGGUGAAUGCUGGUCCUCUGGCUGUAAGUCUGCAGCGGCUACUUUCCCAGGAAGAGGACUCAGAUGUAAACAAUGGGUCUACUGCUGCUGAUCCCAUUGUCUGUAAAGCCACGGCAUCUUUCAUGUGUUCACUCGCUCUUGGGGCUGAGACCAGCCUUGUCGCUGUGAUACGCAUCAGCGUCUCCCACGGCAACGCUGCACCUGUUCUCCUCAGGAUUCCUCCCAGACCUGUGAAACCAAGUCCACCGUUCAACCUGUCGCACAUUCAGACCAUUGAAGCUGAGCUUAGGUUACACUGGGAAGACCCUUCAGACUCCAUCGGUCCGCUGAGAUACGAAGUCCGACACUCUCCCAAAAGCAUUCAUCCAGCAUGGGAGGUGGUGUCUGCACCUGCAGAGCCCCGCUUGUCUCUGGAGCUGAAACCCGGGCUGAGCUACACCCUCCAGGUUCGCUGCUCCGCUCUGGUCAAACCUCCACUGUGGAGCGACUGGAGUGAACCUCACCACAUCUUGCUGUACACGGUGAGCUACAUCCCUGAGACCGUGGUGACGCGACCAGGGGAGAACGUAACGGUGCACUGCAUAUUCAACGAGCGCGGCAGCAACGCCAGCAACGCCGCGUGGAAGCUCAACUCCAGACAGCCGCUUCCCAGGAGUCAGUACCACGCAGUCAACCAGCGGGUGAGCCAGAUCACGAUACGUUCUUCGGAGACUCGGAUGUACGACAUUCUACGGUGCACUGAGCGGAGGAGCAUCCCGUACAGCCAGAUCUACGUAGAAGGAGCCUCCAUUGACAUCAACUGUUCAACCAACGGUGAUAUUGAUGCAAUGGAUUGCAGCUGGAAGAACAAAGAGUGGACUAAACCCACAAUCAAAUACAGCUGGGCCGACCUGCCGUGCGACGUUAUGGAGGAGAGGGAACGAGCGGGGGAGAAAUUGGGGGAUAUGGGGUCCGCUUGCCUCAGAGUUCAACCCUCGCUGAAAACCUGCACCAUUCAGCCGCUGAGGAUGAACUGCUACAAGCUGUGGAUGGAGAUGGCGUCCGACCUGGGGCCCAUCAAGAGUAAACCCGUUUACCUGUCGCCCAUGGAUCAUGUUAAGCCCCACGCGCCCACCGACGUGGCGGCAGGGAGCCGAAGCAACGGCGUCCUGACGGUCACGUGGGAGCCUCCGUCUCUGCCGGCAGACGGGCUCCAGUGUCAGGUCCGCUACUACUCGCCCUCUGCUGCCAAAGGCCAGCCGCAGUGGAAGAUCCAGAGUCCAGUGCGGGUUUCGUGGCUGGAGGUCGCCGUGUCGGACAUGUGCCACGUGCACGUGGUGCAAGUCCGCUGCAUGCGCAUCAACGGCAAAGGCUAUUGGAGCGAAUGGAGCGAUCCGGUCUACUCCACGCCGCAGAACAGCAGAGCUCCUAAGCACGGCCCUGAUUUCUGGAGAGUCCUUCAAGACGACCCACACAGACACCACACUAAUGUUACUCUGCUAUUUGAGCACCUCCACAUGGCGGGGCGCUCUUUUUGCGUAGACGGAUUCGUGGUCCAGUUCCAGGCUUCGAGUGGCUCUGUGAUCAGGAGGGAGAAGAUCGACACGGCGUCCUCCUACAGCUUCCAGUGGGACCAGGAGCUCCUGGCUGUGACUGUGGAGGCCUACAACGAUCUGGGGAGCUCCACCAACAAUAUCAACAUGACGCUGGAGAGACAACCAAAACGCCGCUCUGUGCGUUCGUUCGCCGUGUCACUCAUCAACAGCACCUGUGUGUCUCUGUCCUGGAGUCUGUUCGACAACGUCUCUGUCCCUCUGUCCAUGGUGGUCACGUGGUCUCCAAGGCAAGAGGACUCUGAUCAUCACAGGGGCCGCAGUGGGAAAACAUGGGUCAGAGUCCCCUACACAGACUCCCCCAUCUAUGUGAGAGGAGAUUUCUUAGGCUGUGAGCAGUCCGGCUUCUACUUGUACCCAGUGUUUGCUGAUCGAGAGGGGGUGCCAAUGUACGCUUUAGCCACCAGACGAGACCCUGCAGCUUACACCAUGUUGGCGAUAAUCUCUUUCCUCUCCUUUGUCCUGAUUGUCACCAUGAUUGUCUCCCAAAAACAAAUGAAAAGGCGUGUGUGGAAGGAUGUGCCCAACCCAAAGAAGUGCUCCUGGGCCAAAGGACUAGACUUAAAAAAGGCUGACAUCUUUGACCAGUUGUUCCAACUUCCAGAAGGUCCGUCUCUCACAUCGCAGCUGCACCUGCCGUCUGAGCACAUUUCCAAAGUCACAAUAGUCGACAGGAUUGAUCUCCCAGCUCUGUCUGCAGCUUUGGUCAAAGGCCCACUGGUCUCCCUAUCAUCCAACGUAGCCCAUGUGUCAGCCAUGGAGGGUGAGGGCCUCCUAGUUGGAGCUCAUUCUUAUCUGGAUGUUUUAGUCGGUUCAAGUCAAACAAUGGAUCAGUUACAGCCUCAACAUCCACCAGCAGAUCUCAAUGACAGCUCUGCUCAGUCUUCGGUCACAUACGCCACUGUGCUCAUCUCUGACCAGAAGCACGAGCAACAGCCCCUUCAUCUCCACUUCAAAGACUGGAGCAGCAGCAGCUCCAGCGACGAGGGCAAUUUCUCUGCCAACAACUCCAACCUUUCUGGAUCUUUCCCCGGCGGUCUGUGGGAGCUGGACUGCUGCCCAGCAGGAGAAAUGGACGUCCCGCGACGUUCCUGCUCCAACGACUCCGCGGAGGAGCUUCCUAAGACAUCAGAGCAAGAAGAUGGAGCAGAGAAGGUGAGAGAGGAGAAAGACCUGUGCUGUGUACCCAUGGACUAUCCAGCAGCGGAGGAGGAAAGCGGGGAAGAUGAGGGACAGAUGGAAGAAAAGACCAAUGUUAAGCUGAUCAGAAAUGUAGAUUUUAACAGAGAGGGGGAACCUGUGGAGUCGCUCGAGUCCGCAGGCCCGUCAGCGUCGACGCAAAGCUUUCCUCUGCUUUACCGGCCCCAGUUCACGGGAGCUCAGUGUACGAUGCAACUCAAAGCUCAGCCGCAAAUCUGCGACUCUCACACAGACUGCUUUUAAAUGCAAACGUGUAUCUUUGGAUCAGUCGUGUCAUCGAAAGCCUCACGAUACAGCAUUCACCAAAGUGGUUUUGCGCACGUUCCUUCACACUCAGUGAGGUGUGCAGCGGAAAAAUGGUAAAAAACACCACGUCUAAUGUGCGAUUGACUUUGGGUGUUCAUCAGUGCUGCUAUUAUGUUCUGUGGGUGAAGACCUCAUAAUUCUCAUCUGUAGAUGACAUCUUUUACUGUGCCACACUGCUCCUCUGCACUCAGUAAGUGAACCAGAAGCAAAGUUAAACCUUUCAAUGGAGUAAUGUACAGAGUCCUUACAGACAGGAGCAGGCUGUACAACCCGUGCAUUGUAUAGAGGUGGGAAGUAGAAACCUUUUUGGGGUUUCAAACAUUUUAGAUGCAUAAAAACAGCUUUUCGCACGGGAGUGGGAAUGCCGUUGAUUCAUUUGGAAAAGAUGUGGGACUCUUCAGCCAAUGUAAUGUAAAAGAAAAAGUCUGCUGUCUUUCAUUCUCUGCUGCAUUAGUCCAGCUUCAUUUCAGGUGUCACAUGGAAGAGGUUCAAAACAGACACACACACACACACACACAUGUGUGUAACUGCAGGCAAUUUCAGGAUCUGCAAUCAGUUUGUGCAACAACAUCUGCUUGUACGAUACCACCACCAAGAAUGUCUUUUGUACUUUGUGCUGGUAAUGUAUUUGAAAUGUACAGUUUGUAAGGGUAUGUGACAUGUGAUUAUCUUAUUCUGAGUUUGGCCGUUCAUAUACAAGUUUACUGUCUGGUGUUUACAAAAAAAGACAAAAGAAUAUUUGUGGAACAAGAGGAUCUGAAAUAUGGCUUCAAACUAAUUGCAUAUUGAAAUAUUCUGUCUAUUUUUCAUAGUUAAAAUAAAGUGUUUAUUGUGGAGUUUAACAGUGCAAACGUGUGCAAAAGAGAACUUCAGACACUCUUUGAGCUGCAAAGG